Daucus carota subsp. sativus is the source of this 1379-nucleotide messenger RNA. RefSeq names its product sanguinarine reductase. NCBI's taxonomy places the organism in Eukaryota, Viridiplantae, Streptophyta, Magnoliopsida, Apiales, Apiaceae. The coding region runs from base 14 to 1060 and encodes 348 amino acids. The record is from RefSeq and is a predicted model, not a curated record. The transcript is spliced from 9 exons.
CAAGUACUUUCAAAUGUUCUGGUACAUAACCCGUAUCUGUGUAAUAUAUCCAUCUGUAAUGGCAACUGCUACUACCACUACAUUUCACAUGGCUUGUAAAUUCAUCACAUCAACUCCACUUAAUUAUCAAAACUUACCACCCUCUUCUCAAAUCAUUUUACCCUUGUAUAAUCUUCACUCCAACUCUCUCAACAAUCUACAAUCAACAUCAUCAACAACAUGUAGAAGAAGAGUUUCACCAGUUUAUAAUGCAGUCAAGGCAGAGGAGUCUCUGCAGUACAAGACCUCACCUCCUGUAUCUUCCAAGCUUGUUCUUGUCAUCGGUGCAUCCGGCGGAGUUGGACAAUUAGUUGUGGCAUCACUUCUAAAUCGAAACAUCAAAGCACGAUUACUAGUUCGUGAUCCUGAGAAAGCAAGAACUCUGUUUGGUGAACAAGACGAGGACAAACUACAGGUGUAUAAAGGGGACACCCGAAACCCAGAGGAUCUUGAUCCCUCAAUUUUUGAGGGUGUCACGCAUGUUAUAUGCUGUACAGGAACAACAGCCUUUCCAUCGAGGCGCUGGGAUGGCGAUAACACCCCUGAAAGAGUAGAUUGCGAUGGAGCAAAAAAUCUUAUAUCGGCACUGCCUUCUUCACUUAAAAGAGUUGUCUUGGUAUCAUCGGUCGGAGUCACCAAGUUUAAUGAACUACCCUGGAGCAUUAUGAAUCUCUGUGGAGUUCUUAAAUAUAAGAAGAUGGGGGAAGAUUGUCUUAUCAAUUCGGGCCUUCCAUAUACUAUAAUCAGACCUGGAAGAUUGACUGACGGACCAUACACAUCAUAUGAUCUAAAUACUCUUCUCAAGGCUACAGCUGGAGAACGGCGGGCAGUUGUUAUUGGCCAAGGAGAUAAACUUGUUGGGGAGGUCAGCAGGCUUGUGGUUGCUGAAGCAUGUUUACAAGCAUUGGACAUUGAGUGUACAGAAGGCCAAAUUUAUGAGAUUAACUCAGUCAAGGGGGAAGGGCCAGAAAACAACAAGGAUAGGUGGGAGGAGUUGUUCAGAGCAGCUACAGUACAGUAAAUUUGGUCUUCACCAUGUAUACUUUUGUAUAUAAGAACUUAAUUUAAGUUUGUAAAUUAUAGCACAGAAUGUUACUUGUACCAUUUUCACAGACAACCAAUCAAACAUAUUCGAUAUAUUGUGCUUAUUAGGGAGGGGUCAGAAGGUGAUAUGAACAAAGAAUGAAGAGGAUGUUUCUGUUAGUUUGAAGUCGCCCACUAGUUGUUAACGAGUUCCAGAAAUUAGGAUCUCUUUUAUAGUUUAGAUUAGGAUAAAGCAUGAAAUCAUGUCUUCUCACAAUGUUGGCUUUAUUUUUGAUAUACCUGUUUCUUCAAGGCUA